CCCUUUUACUUUCUUAGCCAAAUCACCAACAUGUCCUGUUAGAACAAGGAUUUAGCAUUCUACGAAAGAAAGUAACAGGAGGAAACAUUUUGAAAUGGAUCCCAAGUAUUUCAUCUUAGUUUUGUUUUUUGGAUACCCAAACAAUAUGUUCUUCUCAAACACAGAAACAAUUACAACAGAGAAGCCACGGUCUACUUUAUUUACAUCACCAAUGUCAUACGUUUCAGCUGAUUCUCAAAACACAACAGGGAAGACUUUGGAUCAACCAACACAUUUCAGUGACAUUUCUCCUGGACAACUAGUAUCACCUGCCAAGAUUGCUAAACAAGUAACACCAACUAUUUCUGUCUCUUCUGGAAAACCAGUAGCUCACAGUUCUGCUAGACCACCUGCCUAUAAUAUCACCAGACAACCAACACCAACAGUCAAUAUCUCCUCCCCACUGACAGCGCUGCCUGUACUCACCUCUGCCAAAAAGCUACCAUCUUCUGCCCACAUUUCCACCAGAUCACCAACACCAUCGGUCUACCCUCCCACUGAACAACCACCAUCACCUGUUCACGCUUCUUCUGGAAACCCAGUACUACCAACUGUUGGUAAUCUAUCCACAUGGCCAAUAUCAACAAUCAAAAACCUACCUAGGAAUACCCCAGGAUUCAUUUUAGAAACUACUAGUGGCAAUGAAGUUAUUAAAAAAACAGAUUAUAGGUCAAUAGCUGGCAUAAUAGUUGGUACAAUUCUGAUUUUUAUGUUGGUAGCAAUAAUCAUGAUUGUACUAUGGAAAUGCUCAAGAAGGCCUGUUUUAAAUGAUCAAAAUUGGGCAGGCAGGUCCCCAUUUGCUGAUGGAGAAAUCCCUGACAUGUGUAUGGAUAAUAUUAGAGAAAAUGAACCUGCCACAAAACGAACAUCAAUUGUUUCACUUAUGACUUGGAAACCAAACAAAAGCACACUUUUAGCAGAUGACUUAGAAGUUAAGUUGUUUGAAUCAAGUGAAAACAUUGAAGAUGCCGACAACCCCCUAAAAGAAGAUAAAAAAGAUAAAAUAAAUGGUAUAUCAGAGGACAGUGCUGAUAGGUCAACAAUUGGUACUGCUGUCUCUUCUUCGGAUGAUACAGACAUGCCUCUGCCACCUCCCUUUCUUGAUCUGGAAGGACAGGAGAGUAACCAAUCUGACAAACCCACGAUGAUAACUCUAUCUCCUCUUCCAAAUGAGUCUGCCAAUCUCCAACCAUCUCUGGAAGGUGUAAAUCAAGCCUGUGAAGAUCCUAAUUCUGAUAUUGAACAGUCAUUUCCACCACCCCCCGAGUCAUUUAACUUGCCCUUGCAUCAAGAAGAUUUUGUAAAAAACCAAGAAGAUUCCAGCGAGAUGCAGUGUCAGGAGUUCUCUGGUCCUCCUGACUCUGCUCAAGAUCUUAACAAAUCCCUGCCAACACCACCUGCAGAACUCUUAUAAAUAUUACAACUUGCUUUUUAGCCAGACUUCCAUCCUUAAAUGUCUCCAUCCUUUGUUCUUCAUGGGACAAAGUACAUGAUAAAUGGCAGGCAACUUUGAUUUUUAUUCAGGAACUACCUGAAAUAUGCUUAAAGCUCAUGUGUAUAAGUGGAAUUUUAAAAAAAAUUAUAUUAACAGUGAUGUAUUUACUAGCUAUAUUCCCUAUCUUUCAAGUAUAGUAUAUUUUACAUGUAUGGAUGGUACACAUCUCAAUAACUUAAUCUUUUUAGGAAAUAAGCACUCCACAUAUACUUAUAACCCAACAGAUUUUUCUGUGAAGUGCUAUGUAUACACUUACUCUCAAUACAUAAAAUUGUAUUUUUCCAUUUCAGAGUGUGGGGUGGUGAGGAAAAGGGGUUAAAUGCAUACUUCCAAGUUUCAAGUUAAUACCUCACAAGCUAAACAAAUAUUUCAAAUUUAUGGGAAUGAGAGAUUAAAAUGCAUGUUCAAAGAUG
Molecule: messenger RNA, 1947 nt
Organism: Chinchilla lanigera (long-tailed chinchilla)
Lineage: Eukaryota; Metazoa; Chordata; Mammalia; Rodentia; Chinchillidae
Gene: Evi2b
Product: ecotropic viral integration site 2B
Exons: 2
Coding region: 95-1453 (452 amino acids)
Biological process (GO): positive regulation of neutrophil differentiation; regulation of stem cell division
Source: RefSeq, a predicted model, not a curated record